Cucumis sativus (cucumber) is the source of this 5480-nucleotide messenger RNA. Its product is annotated as UDP-glucose:glycoprotein glucosyltransferase. Bases 176 to 5083 code for a protein of 1635 amino acids. NCBI's taxonomy places the organism in Eukaryota, Viridiplantae, Streptophyta, Magnoliopsida, Cucurbitales, Cucurbitaceae. The transcript has 37 exons. Gene Ontology annotation, molecular function: UDP-glucose:glycoprotein glucosyltransferase activity. The record is from RefSeq and is a predicted model, not a curated record. Gene Ontology annotation, cellular component: endoplasmic reticulum.
CCACUGCGGAGUCUUCACCAUCGUCGCCGAGCUUGAGAGGCUCACUUUGGAAACUUCAUACUCUCGGCAACCUUCGGUCUCCGAUUCAUCACCCAGUUUCUUUCGAGCCCAUCAAUGGUGAAGGCUCUGUAUUUCAACAAUUGAAGUUAAGAUCGUGAUUGGUUUUGAUUUUGUAAUGGGGACGAGCUGUUUUAGAUCUGGGUGUCGACCUCUGAUCGUUGUAUUGUUGUUGGCAAUCUAUGGAGGUAAUGGAAUUUUUGCUGAGAUUCGAAAACCCAAGAACGUGCAGGUAGCGGUUCAAGCCAAGUGGUCCGGCACUUCAGUUCUCCUAGAAGCUGGCGAAUUACUUGCUAAAGAACAAAAAGACCUUUACUGGGAGUUCAUUGAGGUCUGGCUUCGUGAGGAAGGAAACGAUGCUGAUGCUGAUGCUGAUGCUCCUACGGCUAAAGCUUGUUUGAAGAAAAUUUUAAAGCAUGGACGUUCUCUUCUAAAUGAACCUCUGGCCUCAUUAUAUGAGUUUUCUCUUGUUCUAAGAUCAGCAUCACCUAGAUUGGUUCUUUACCAACAGUUAGCCGAUGAAUCACUUUCCUCCUUUCCUCUGCCUGAAGAAAAUAAUUCCAACAUUGUUGGUGAAGGAAAUGAAAGCAUUGAAAGAAGAAUUUCAGAUACUUCAGUUGUUGGACUCAAGCCAAAAACUCCCGACGGAAAAUGUUGUUGGGUGGAUACUGGUGGUUCUCUGUUUUUUGAUGUUCCAGAAUUGCUAACUUGGCUUCAGAAUCCUGCUGAAAGUGUUGGAGAUUCAAUACAGCCACCUGAUUUGUAUGACUUUGACCACGUUCACUUUGGUUCAUCUUCUGGAAGUAGAUUAGCCAUCCUUUAUGGAGCCCUUGGAACUUAUUGCUUUAAGCAAUUUCAUGACACCCUUGUCAAUGCCGCCAAAGAGGGAAAAGUUAAGUAUGUUGUUCGACCUGUAAUUCCUUCCGGCUGUGAAUUAAAAAUAAAUUCCUGUGGAGCUGUUGGUGCAAGAGGUUCCUUGAAUUUGGGUGGUUAUGGGGUAGAAUUGGCUCUCAAGAACAUGGAAUAUAAGGCUAUGGAUGAUAGUGCCAUAAAGAAAGGUGUCACUUUGGAAGAUCCUCGGACUGAAGAUCUCAGCCAAGAAGUUAGAGGCUUCAUAUUUUCCAAGAUUUUGGAACGGAAACCAGAGCUAACAUCUGAGGUCAUGGCUUUUAGAGAUUAUCUAUUGUCAUCAACUGUUUCAGACACGCUUAAUGUGUGGGAACUAAAGGAUUUGGGACAUCAAACUGCACAGAGAAUAGUACAGGCCUCUGAUCCUCUGCAGUCAAUGCAGGAAAUAAGCCAAAAUUUUCCUAGUAUUGUUUCUUCAUUAUCCCGGAUGAAGCUCAACGAUUCAGUUAAAGAUGAAAUCACUGCUAAUCAACGCAUGAUUCCUCCUGGCAAGUCCUUAAUGGCUCUGAAUGGUGCUUUAAUCAAUAUUGAAGAUGUUGACCUCUAUCUGUUGAUUGACAUGAUCCAUCAGGACCUGUUGUUGGCAGAUCAAUUUACAAAAUUGAAGAUUCCUCAUCAUACUAUUCGGAAGCUUCUGUCAAGUCUACCUCCAGCUGAUUCCGACUUGCUCCGUGUGGACUUUCGUUCUUCUCAUGUGCAUUUCCUCAACAACUUGGAAGAAGAUGCUAUGUAUAAGCGAUGGAGGAGCAACAUCAACGAGAUUUUGAUGCCAGUCUUCCCUGGACAACUUCGUUACAUUCGCAAAAACCUGUUUCAUGCUGUUUAUGUUCUCGAUCCCGCAACAGUUUGCGGUCUACAGACGAUUGACACGAUCCUGUCAUUUUACGAGAACAAUUUUCCUAUUAGAUUUGGGGUAUUACUGUUCUCUUCCAAAUUUAUCAAGCAAACUGAAAGCAAGGAUGGUGAAUUAAAUAAAUCCGAGGCAGAUACAUCCAGUUUGAUGAUACAGCUGUUCAUUUAUUUAAAGGAGAACCAAGGAAUUCAGACAGCCUUUCAGUUUUUGAGCAAUGUAAACAAAUUACGGCUUGAAGCAGAUGGUUUAUCUGAUGAUGCUCCUGAAAUGCAUCAUGUUGAAGGAGCUUUUGUGGAAACACUUCUACCUAAGUCAAAAUCUCCUCCUCAAGAUGUGCUACUAAAGCUGGAGAAGGAGCAAACCUUUAAAGAUCUGGCUGAGGAAAGCUCCAUGUUUACGUUUUCUCUUGGUUUAUCUAAAUCAGAGUGUUCCCUUUUGAUGAAUGGACUUGUAUUUGAUUCUAGUGAGGAGUCUCUGAUAAAUGCCAUGAACGAAGAGCUUCCUCGAAUACAGGAACAAGUUUACUAUGGGCAUAUAUCUUCUCGCACUAACGUGCUUGAAAAAUUAUUAUCCGACAGUGGCCUUAGUCGCUAUAAUCCACAGAUCAUUGCUGAGGGAAAACCACGUAUUGUUUCUUUGUUUCCAUCCACUCAUGGAGCGGAGUCUUUAUUGAAUGACUUAAACUAUUUGCAUUCUCCUGGAACUAUGGAUGACUUGAAGCCCGUGACCCAUCUCUUGAUCAUUGACGCUGCUUCAAAGAAAGGAAUAAAGUUGCUGAAAGAAGGCCUACUCUAUCUGAUGAGAGGAUCUAAAAAUGCUCGUGUUGGGUUGCUUUUUACUACUAGCAACCAUACCAGUGAAUCCAGCUUACUUUUAGCCAAGGUGUUUCAGAUUAGCGCAUCAUUGCAUAGCCACAAAAUGAAAGUGUUAAAUUUUCUAGAUCAGUUGUGCUCAGUAUAUAGUCAAAAGUUCAUCCAUGAAUCUUCAGUAGCAGUUGAUAGCCCUCAAGAAUUUAUUGAGAAAGCCUGCGAGCUUGCUGAAGCUAAUGAGUUACCACCUAAAGCAUACAGAAUAGCUCUCUCCGAUUCCUUUUUUGAUGAAUUGAAAAAGCAUUUCAGCCAGGUGGAACAUCUUUUGUCGGGGCAGCUUGGCCUUGAAUCUAUUUUUAAUGCUGUUAUCACCAAUGGAAGAGUUACACUUGUUACUGAUGCGAUCUCAUUUUUGAGUCACGAUUUACAUCUACUAGAAGCAAUAGAGUUUAAGCGGAGAAUAAAACACAUUGUGGAAAUUGUUGAAGAAGUGAAAUGGGAUGACUUCGAUCCAGACAGAUUAACAAGCAACUUCCUCAGUGAUGUUAUUAUGUUUGUUUCAUCCUCAAUGGCUCAGCGGGAGCGAAGUUCUGAAAGUGCACGCUUUGAGGUUUUGAAUGCAGAAUAUAGUGCCAUUGUAGUAGAUAAUGAAAAUGCUAGCAUCCAUAUUGAUGCUGUUAUUGAUCCACUAAGUCCAUCUGGCCAGAAGCUAUCAUCAAUUCUUCGUGUUUUGUCAAAAUACAUACAGCCUAACAUGAGGAUCAUAUUAAAUCCGCUGAGUUCACUUGUUGAUUUGCCUUUGAAGAAUUACUACCGCUAUGUUCUGCCUUCAGUGGAUGAUUUCAGCAGUACAGAUGCAACCAUAAAUGGCCCUAAAGCAUUCUUUGCAAAUAUGCCUUUGUCCAAGACAUUAACGAUGAAUCUUGAUGUUCCAGAGCCAUGGCUUGUUGAGCCUGUUAUUGCUGUUCAUGACUUGGAUAAUAUUUUACUUGAGAAUAUUGGGGACACAAGGACGUUACAAGCGGUGUUUGAACUUGAAGCUCUUGUUCUUACUGGCCAUUGUUCAGAGAAAAAUCAAGAACCUCCCCGCGGACUCCAGUUAAUUCUUGGUACAAAGAGCACACCACAUUUGGUUGAUACUCUUGUAAUGGCAAAUUUGGGUUAUUGGCAAAUGAAAGUUUCUCCUGGAGUCUGGUACCUGCAACUUGCUCCUGGUAGAAGUUCUGAACUUUAUCUUCUGAAGCAAGGUGGGGGUAAAAGUCAAGAUACAUUGUCAAAACGUAUCAUUAUUGAUGAUUUGCGGGGUAAAGUUGUUCACAUGGAGGUGGAGAAGAAAAAAGGAAAAGAGAACGAAAAGUUGUUGGUUCCUGAUGGUGGUGACGACUUGCUGGAGAAUAAGAAAGAAAGCCACAACAGUUGGAACUCUAAUUUUUUGAAAUGGGCCACUGGUUUCAUUGGAAGCAAUGAUAAAUCAAAAAAUACUAAAAGCACGUCUGUGGAUCAAGGAAAAGGAGGACGCUAUGGAAAGGCGAUAAACAUUUUCUCCAUUGCUUCCGGACACCUAUAUGAACGUUUUCUCAAAAUCAUGAUCUUGAGUGUUCUAAAGAAUACACACCGGCCUGUGAAAUUCUGGUUUAUAAAGAAUUAUCUAUCCCCUCAGUUUAAGGAUGUAAUUCCACUCAUGGCUGAAGAAUAUGGUUUUGAUUUUGAACUUAUUACUUACAAAUGGCCGACUUGGUUGCAUAAGCAGAAAGAAAAGCAGAGGAUUAUUUGGGCAUAUAAGAUUCUAUUUCUUGAUGUUAUCUUCCCUCUUUCCUUGGAGAAGGUCAUUUUUGUUGAUGCUGAUCAGAUUGUCCGGACAGACAUGGGGGAACUCUAUGACAUGGAUAUCAAGGGAAAACCACUAGCAUAUACGCCCUUUUGUGACAAUAAUAAGGAUAUGGAUGGAUAUAGGUUUUGGAGACAAGGCUUCUGGAAAGAACAUCUACGUGGAAAACCAUACCAUAUAAGUGCAUUAUAUGUCGUUGAUUUAAAGAAAUUCCGAGAAACAGCAGCUGGAGAUAAUCUAAGAGUUUUCUAUGAAUCUCUAAGCAAGGAUCCAAAUAGUUUAUCCAAUUUGGAUCAGGAUCUUCCUAACUACGCGCAGCACACUGUGCCCAUUUUCUCUCUACCACAAGAAUGGCUCUGGUGUGAGUCAUGGUGUGGCAACGUCACAAAAUCCAAGGCAAAAACCAUUGAUCUCUGUAACAAUCCCAUGACCAAAGAACCGAAGCUUCAGGGUGCUAGAAGAAUUGUUCCCGAAUGGCCAGAUCUUGAUUUGGAGGCCAGAACAUUCACAGCUAAAAUAUUAGGUGAUAUAAACCCUCAAACACCUGCCUUAUCAACAGAUCAAGAUGACGGUUCUGCAAAUAAGAAGCCUAUCGAUGAAGAUGUAGAAUCAAAGGCAGAGUUAUAAUGACAUUGUCUAAGUUCUACUAAAUUAGACUGAUGGGAGGAUUCUGCUUUUUUCAAUUCAAUAUCUCCUACUACUCCCAUAAGUUAGCCCUCUUAGAAUUUAACUCGGAAGCCAGAUGGACCCAAGCCUCUGUAGGCUGAUACUAUGCAGUGAAGACAUACCUCUCCCACCAAUUUUUAUGGAAGAGUUAUUUAAUCCAUUUCCCCCCUCUUUAGUAUUGUUAAUCUUAACUUACUGAAAAAAGUUGCCAAUUUUGAUAAAGACAUGUACAGUAACAGUUGGUUUUGUAAUUUUAGUAAUGAAGUUUGCAAAAAUUUCUUUCCAUUGUUCCCAUUUGCAUAUUGCCUCCAUAUUUCAUAUUACCAAAUGUAAUAGAAAUUAUGGAAAUUUUCUGUUU